This is a messenger RNA of Microtus oregoni (creeping vole), 2486 nucleotides long. It is a transcript of the gene Cpa4, whose product is annotated as carboxypeptidase A4. Bases 1 to 1203 code for a protein of 400 amino acids. Gene Ontology annotation, biological process: proteolysis. The record is from RefSeq and is a predicted model, not a curated record. The transcript is spliced from 11 exons. Lineage: Eukaryota; Metazoa; Chordata; Mammalia; Rodentia; Cricetidae. Gene Ontology annotation, molecular function: metallocarboxypeptidase activity; zinc ion binding.
AUGGCGGACCAAGUUUUUAGGAUUAAUGUCAGAAAUGAAGACGAGAUCAGAAUACUGACUCAGCUAGUGAAUUCUGACCACCUUAAGCUCAAUGUCUGGAAAUCUCCCUCCACUUUUGGUCGGCCCAUGGACAUCCUCGUCCCCUCUGUCAGCCUGCUGCCUGUCAAGUCCUUCCUGAAGUCCCAGGGCUUAGACUACUUGGUGACAAUUGAAGACCUCCAGGCCCUUUUAGAUAAUGAAGACAAGGAAAUGCAACACAGUGAAGGGCAGGAGCGGAGUGGCGACAGCUUCAACUACGGAUCUUACCAUUCCUUGGAAGCUAUUUACCACGAGAUGGACAGUAUCGCCACAGACUUCCCCGACCUGGCAAGCAGAGUGAAGAUCGGAGAGACAUUUGAAAAGCGACCCAUGUAUGUUCUGAAGUUCAGCACGGGAGGAGGCAAGAAGAGGCCUGCCAUUUGGCUGAAUGCGGGCAUCCAUUCCCGUGAGUGGAUCUCACAGGCCACUGCCAUCUGGACUGCGAGGAAGAUUGUGACUGAUUACCAAAAGGAUCCAGCUGUCACCUCCAUCUUGGAGAAAGUGGAUAUUUUUGUGCUGCCCGUGGCCAAUCCUGAUGGAUAUGUGUACACACAAACCCAUAACCGAUUAUGGAGGAAGACACGGUCCCGGAACCCAGGAAGCCGUUGUAUUGGAGCUGACCCAAACAGAAACUGGAAUGCCAGUUUCGCAGGAGAAGGGGCCAGCCAUAACCCCUGCUCUGAAGUGUACCAUGGCUCCCACCCUAAUUCUGAAGUGGAGGUGAAAUCAGUGGUGGAUUUUAUUCAAAAGCACGGGGAUUUCAAAUGCUUCAUUGACCUACAUAGCUACUCACAGCUGCUGAUGUAUCCCUAUGGGUACACAGUCAAGAAGGCCCCAGAUGCUGAAGAGCUGGAUGAUGUGGCGAGGAAUGCAGCCGAAGCUCUGGCUUCCCACUCAGGCACGAAGUACCAAGUAGGACCGACUUGCACCACUGUCUACCCAGCCAGUGGGAGCAGCAUCGACUGGGCGUAUGACAACGGCAUCAAGUAUGCCUUCACAUUUGAGCUGAGAGACACCGGGCACUAUGGCUUCCUCUUGCCGGCCAGCCAGAUCAUCCCCACCGCAGAGGAGACAUGGCUAGGACUGAAGACGAUCAUGGAGCACGUGCGGGACAACCUCUACUAGUCAAGGAGCACGCGUAUUUCAGCCAUAAGCCACCACAGAGGCCGCUGUUAAAGAAGAUCACUUUUCCUGCGUGGAUCAGAGCCUUCCUGGCUCAGCUGGCUCUCCGUCAGCAGUCAGCACUGCUCCCUAGAGAGCGACCUCUUGGUGGGCCCGCGAGGAGCUCUUCUAUGAGUGUAGUGCUUGGUCCUGCUAUGUUGCUCAGCCCCUGGUAUGCCUCUCUACCCAUGCAUGGUUGGGCAGGCCCCAGUCACAUAAAUAUGGCUGCCUCACUUUCGGAACACUUCUAGUGGCUCUCUGGUCUCUACGUCUAGCCAGGCCAGGGAUCUGGCUCCAGCGGGGAACUAUGGGAACUGCUGGGGGAGACAGUGCUUAUCUUUAGAACUCCUUGCAUUUUCCCUCUUUCUGACUUGUUUUUCUUUCUUUUUUCUUUUAGACAGGGUCUUAUUAUGUUGCCCAUGCUAGCUUGAAACUCCUGGGUCAAACAGUGUUUCUACCUCAGUCUCCCCAGGAGUGGGGCCCAGCUCAGAAACACACUUUUCUUUGAGGAACAAAUCCUAUUGAACCAUCAACAUUGGUCUUUCUGGCCUGCUUAUUCUUCCUACUCCUAUUACUGUUGUUGUUGUUGUUAUUGAUAGGGUCUCUCUAUGUAGCCAUGGCUAUCCCGGAACUUGCUAUAUAGACCAAGUUGGCCUCGAACUUACAGAGAGGCCCCUGGCUCUGCCUCUGAAGUACAUUAAAGAGAUUAAAGAUGGGCAUCACCACACCUGGCUACUCUUAAUUUUUUUUUGUUGUUGUUGUUGUUGGCUUGAGCAUACAGCCAGGCUUCUUGUCCAUCCCAAGGCUCGGUGUUCAGAUGAUGCCUGUUAUUGUUACCCUCUUCUCUUUAUGUUUGGCGUUACUGAGACUCUCAGAAAGGUCAGUUUUACUAUAGGUGAUGCUCACAUGGGUCACGGAGGAAACGGGGAGUAGACUGCAGGAUCACUCCGUGAGCACCAUCUGUCCCAUUGGCCUCCUCUCCGCUCUGCCUUUUGAACUCACUUCAGAGAUCUUGCCCUCACCCCACAGGCCCUAAAUCAUCCCUAUAGCCUGGACAAUCUCAGGCCCUCAACACAUUCCAGCUUGAGCCCUGGUGUCUCCUGUGUUUCCGCCUCCUGGCUUCUUUCCUCUUGUGUUCAAAGUCACCUUCUACUUGCAUCCUGGACCCUGAGUACCAACUGGGAACAAGACUUCAUCAGCAGCCAGACACCUCCUGAUCUCUCCUUAGCACUUACCAUCUGCCCUGA